AUUGUGAUUGUGAUAGAUAUUGCAUAUUGACGUCUUGACGGUAUGUGACGAUUGAAUGAUACAAGUAUAACGACGUUUCGAUUGUUGGCGUCUGAAAUUAUAGUGUUGUUGGUUCACGUUGUCAUGGAACUAUUAACAAAGCCUACCUGAGUAUGGCCGUGAGUUCACCACCCCUGACCGAACCGCCCAGACUCCUGGACUUGCUUCUUGACUUCUGCAUAACUCACGUGGAGACGUUGUGCGACACCGGCAAUGGCGGCAAGACACCUCGGUGCCUACGUCCCGACGUCAUCAUCCCGGCCAACAUGGCCGACCUGCUGCUGGCCAGAAUCAGCCGGCAGGGCCUGGGCUGGCACAAGCUGGACCGGUUUGUCGGGGUGUUCUGCAACACGGAGCAGGCCAGCUUGCAGAGAGUUGAUCUGAGUCGGUCCAAUAUCACAGACAGGGCCAUAGCGUACCUGGCGCGCCAUCGACUGCUGGAGCUGAACCUUGCAGAGUGUCCCAAGCUGACAUCUGCCUGCCUGCCGGACUUGUUGCGGCAGCCAGCACUCAAAGUACUGGACAUCAGCAGGGAUGCUGCUGCCCUUGCUGGCUACGGACUCCCUCGCUUUGAAUUCCCUUUAGAGAACCUCCGGGUCCUGAACAUUGGGUUCACCGACCUCAGCAGUACGCAGCUGCACUGUCUGGUGAAGCAACUUGUGAAUUUGGUUUCACUGGAUGUGUCGGGCGUGGUACAGAACGGCGACUUGCUGUUCUUGAGGCCGCUGUGUGGGCAGCUGCGCUUUCUUGUGCUGCAUGACUGUAUGCUUGUUGAGAGCAGCCUUGAAUAUCUCUGCAGUUUGACACAGCUCAGGCAUUUAGACAUCUCUAUCGUUGACACCAAGCAACGAAUUACGCUAACAAAUAAAUUUUUGAGGAGGCUAGUCAAAAGUUUGCAGCAUCUGGUAUCUCUUGACAUAUCUGGUAACACCUAUGAGAACAAAAAGACGGAACGACAACGAGAUGCAACUCCGCCGCCUUCUUCCAGAUCUCCUUCCACUCCACAAUCUGCUCCAAAAGCAGACAAAGACACAUCAGGGGGUACAAACAGGAAAAACCAAGAUCCAGAGCCAGAGGCAGAACACGAAGAAGCUGAUGAUGAGGAGAUGGAGACAAGCCCGACAGUAGACAGUGAUGCAUUGCUGCUGCAGGUGUCGCAGCAGCAGCAGCAGCAGGGGGCUGACGGCGACACGCCCAAAGUGAUCAGUUGCAUCGCUGGCUUGAGGGGCUUACCCAAGCCGCUGGAGUUCCUCGGAAUCCUUGGACUGGACGGGUUGGAAGAGAAAGAUGCAGCGCAUCUGCCUGCCAUUAAGGUUGCGGGGACAUUCACUGAAGACCACAUACUCAAUGCCAUUGAUGUCUACCUGAGACGAAAGCACUACCUGCUAGAAGGCUUGAAUAGCUACUUUGAUUUGCUUCGUGCGGUCGAGUGCUCUAAUCCGUCAAAAGCAGUCGAGCUUAUUCUAGCUGCGAUGAGGUACCACCCGAGAGACAACCAAAUACAGGUCUCAGCCAGUGCGUCUCUGUAUCAUCUGACGCGAGGAACCUACAGUGAUCGCCUCAAUAUACAACAUAAACAAGCUAUUAUCACCUGUCUUCUUGACGCCAUAGAAACUAUUACAGACAGCAUCACACUGCUCCAGAACUGCGGCCUGACACUCUUCAAUUUCCGGAUCCCUGAGGAGUUCCGUUAUCAGUUUGAGAGGGUGGUGACAAACCUGGUCAAGUUAGCCCUGACGGAGGACCCCAGGGGACUCCUACAGCGUAUCUAUGUCCAUAUGUGUAACUCAAUAGUCUGCCAUGUGGAAGGGGAGCAAAAACUGCUGGUGGGAAGGCUAGGCAUAAUCAAGUGUAUGCUGCAGUUGAUCAGAGAUCGUCUGGAGAGAAACAGGUGCGAUGAAGUCAUGGAGACAGCCUGGAGCACGCUGUGGAAUGUGACAGAUGAGACUGGAGAUAACUGUGAGAUGUUUCUUGAUGGCAACGGGAUGGAGCUGUUCCUGAAAUGUCGAGAAACGUUUCCCGACAAGCCAGAAUUACUGAGGAACAUGAUGGGAUUGAUAGGCAACGUAGCUGAGGUGCCCAAACUCAGGCAGCACCUUCUCAAGUAUGCCUCGGUGUUUAUGGAGCUGUUAGGAAACUGGAGUGACGGUAUCGAGGUCAGCUAUAACGCCGCCGGUACCCUUUCUCACAUCGCAGCAGAUGGUCCCACCGCGUGGACUAUCUCUCAUCCGCCACGGGACGAGGUCCUGCAGCGCAUGAGCAAAGCUAUCUCCUCCUGGGAACUGAACACACAAAGAAAUAUCAACUACAGGUCCUUCAAGCCUAUACUUCGUCUCUUGAUGGUCUUCCACACGCCUGAGGUACAGGAAUGGGCAGUCUGGGCCCUGGCAAACCUCUGCACAGUUACACCGUCAAAAUAUUGCAAGCUCUUGGAAAAAGAGGAUGGUCUGAUGAUGCUACAUGAAUUAGAGAGCGACCCUAGAACUAUGCCCAAUGUCAGAGAACUGGUGCAGAAGACGAUACAAAUCGUGGAGGAGAAUCUUGAAGAGCAGAGGCAUGAUGUACAUGUGGUUUGAAAACAGAAGUGCAGAAAAAUCUGUUUCCUGGGACCCAGUUAAAAAAGGAUUUUUUUUCUAGGCCUUUGACGAUUGACCGUAUAUUUUAGCAAGUAUGAUGCCAUUUCCGGGAUAAAAUUAUGGUCGGUAUACAGAGUGGUAUAAAAACCUGAGAAUAUUAACCGAGAUGUUCUUACUAAUUGCAGGCAUGCAACUUUUCCUCGGAUCCGCUGAUUUCCUCGUUUUUUACUUCUCAUGAAUGCCAUUACAAAAUUGAAAAAUACUGUACAAAGUCUUGUGUGGUUUAGAGUUUCCUCGUUUUUUCUAAAUUCCAAGUUGCAUUCCUGUAAUUGGAACAAAAGUAG
Patiria miniata (bat star) is the source of this 2959-nucleotide messenger RNA. RefSeq names its product protein zer-1 homolog (gene zer1). The coding region runs from base 153 to 2615 and encodes 820 amino acids. The transcript is spliced from 14 exons. The record is from RefSeq and is a predicted model, not a curated record. Gene Ontology annotation, cellular component: Cul2-RING ubiquitin ligase complex. Gene Ontology annotation, molecular function: protein binding. Lineage: Eukaryota; Metazoa; Echinodermata; Asteroidea; Valvatida; Asterinidae.